This is a messenger RNA of Oncorhynchus mykiss (rainbow trout), 1930 nucleotides long. RefSeq lists its product as uncharacterized. Gene Ontology annotation, biological process: regulation of transcription by RNA polymerase II. Lineage: Eukaryota; Metazoa; Chordata; Actinopteri; Salmoniformes; Salmonidae. The record is from RefSeq and is a predicted model, not a curated record. Gene Ontology annotation, molecular function: DNA-binding transcription factor activity, RNA polymerase II-specific; RNA polymerase II transcription regulatory region sequence-specific DNA binding. Gene Ontology annotation, cellular component: nucleus.
GAUCUGUCUCAUUGUUCUGUGGUGAUAGUGAAAGGACCGCUUCUUACCACAGUCAUAAAGUCAUAAUUAUGGCAAACCCCUAUCCAUUUAUAUAACUUCUCUUCUUAAAAUCUGAUUUUUAAACCUAACCUUAAUCACACUGCUAAGAUUAUGCCUAACCCUAAUCUUAAAUGAAGAACAAAAAGUAGAUUUCUGUUUUCAUAAAUGUUUAGCCAAUGUUGACAUUGUGGCUGUGGUAACUAGUGACAAGCCAAUGAGUCAGCCAUGUUCUUUUAUAGUUAAAUGAUAAUGGUCAGCCACCUCGGUAGCUUGCUAGCUGAAACAUCUAAGCUCUUUGGAGUCGUUCAUGUAUAUUAUCCACUGUGUUUUAAACUCACUUCUGUCGUCUAGCUAGUUAUCCCAUUUAAUUUCAUAUGUGCUUUGUUGUUAUUAGUCAGCUAUAGUAGCUGGCUGGUUACGUUAGCAUUAGCCUAGCUAGCUAACAUCUCCGACCAUGAGUUCACUGAGCUACUCUCCUCCUGAUAAAGAAGAGGAGGUCUGCUGGACGGAGAAAGAGGGUCUGUGGCUGAACGUUGUUGUGAAAGAAGAAGAGGAAGAGGAGGAUGUAACAGUAACAAAAGUAGAGGAUGAGGAUGUUGCAGUGAAAGAAGAAGAGGACGAGAAAGAGGAGGAUUCAGAUUUUGGAGAGGAGGGAGAGAUAACUGGUAUAUUGGAAGAAGAAGAGGAGGAGGAUCUGAUUAACCCCAGAGAGAGACGUGACUAUUGUGGAUCCUCUGGGGAGCCUCAACAACAGCACGAUGCUGACGAGGCAGAGAAGAGUCUCUUCACAUCAGAACACCUCAAGAAACACCAACGGAAACCCACAGGGAAGAAACUUCACCACUGCUCUGACUGUGGGAAGAGUUAUUCAAGAUCAGAUUCACUAAAAGUACACCAGAGAAUUCACACUGGAGAGACAUCUCACUGCUGCUCUGACUGUGGGAAGAGGUUUACCUCUUCAGCAGACCUCAAAAGACAUCAGAGAAUCCAUACAGGAGAGAAACCUUAUAGCUGUGAUCAAUGUGGAAAGAGUUUUAAUGUUCCAAGCAGCCUAAAAACACACCAGAGAACACACACAGGGGAGAAACCUUAUAGCUGCGCUGACUGUGGGAAGAGUUUCUCAAAAUUAUAUACAUUACAAUCACACCAGAGAAUUCACACUGGAGAGAAACUUUAUAGCUGCUCUGACUGUGGGAAGAGUUUUUCAAAAUUAUAUACAUUACAAUUACACCAGAGAAUUCACACUGGAGAGAAACUUUUUAGCUGUGAUCAAUGUGGGAAAAGGUUUACUCACUCAAGCUGCCUGAAGGUACAUCAGAGAACACACACAGGAGAGAAACCUUAUAGCUGUGAUCAGUGUGAGAAGAAAUUUGUUACAUCUAGCAGUCUGACUAUACACCGGAGAUCUCACACAGGAGAGAAACCUUAUAGCUGUGGUCAAUGUGUGAAAAGUUUUACUUCAUCUAGCCAUCUGACUAUUCACCAGCGGAUACACAAGAGAGAAACCUCAUAGCUGUAAUCAAUGUGGGAAGAGUUUUAGCCAAACAUCCUGAUAUCACACCAGAGAACACACACAGGAGAGAAUUCUUAUAGCUGUGAUCAAUAUGGAAAGAGAUAUGCUGGUAAAAUUUUGAAAAUACAUACAUGAAGUUGUUUCAUGAUAUCAAUAAAAUGUCAUAAUGUAGAAUGUUAUUACCAUUGUAGUAGGAGUAUUAUAACGAUGUCACAAUGUAGAAUCGUAAACGUUUGACCCCCUGUUCUAUUGAUUUCAGCGUGAUAUAGAUAUUAGCCUCGGGAUGAAUCCAGGCCUCAUCAGGGGAAGUAAUGAGUACUAUUUAUUUGAUUAACAAGAAAAAUAGUUGUUACACUUGGCGCCCCAAGUGAAUGAGAA